This is a messenger RNA of Oreochromis niloticus (Nile tilapia), 1283 nucleotides long. RefSeq lists its product as uncharacterized. The coding region runs from base 106 to 888 and encodes 260 amino acids. NCBI's taxonomy places the organism in Eukaryota, Metazoa, Chordata, Actinopteri, Cichliformes, Cichlidae. The transcript has 2 exons. The record is from RefSeq and is a predicted model, not a curated record.
GGAGGAGAAACUCAGGAAAGAGUUGGAUGGAGCAAAUAUCUUGGAGAAGAGGGGAGUUAAGGACCGAAUAAAAGAGGAGGAGGAGAGACGAGCCAGGCUGGCUGCAUGGGGAAUCAGCUGCCAAGGAUUGGAGCACUGGAUGAGGGAACCUGUGGAAGAGGAAGCAUUAAGGAUGGCAGCAUGGAGAAUGAAGAUGGCGUGGUGCUGCGACUAACUGGAGGACAGGCUGAGUGUGAGUAUGAGGAGCAGCACCGCCCAAGGCCGCAGCAACAAAUGAUAACAAUAGAACCUGAAAAGACAGAGCCACCUGCUGCUCAGCUCCAGACCCGGGUGGAUCAUAAAGAGGAGGAGGACGAGGAAGGAGAAGAAGAACGGUCCAGUGCAGCAGGAGCAACAGCUAGGUCUCCUCCGGAAUUAUUAGCCGGAGAGGCAGAGAGAUUGGUGGAGAUACUUCGCAAGCGACUUGAAGAAGAAGAACUGAUUGAAAAAUUUAAGAAGCAAAAAGGAGUAGCUGAAGGGAAAUCAGUCCCGCUCUCGGAUGUGAGAAAAAAGGUGCAUCUUAAGGUGCACAUACCUAAGGUAAGAGGUGUUGACUCUUGGGAUGGAUGGAUACAGGGCACUCUGGAAGAGGAUAUAGAUGAAUGUAGUGUGCUUCAGAGUGCAGGAGGGGAUGAAGAUGACUCAAGAAGACGGCACGCGUUUGGAUUUCGAAAAGAGCGAGAGGAGAUGGAGGAGCAGUGGCUUCAAAGUGGAGGAAUGCGUGGAGAACAGCCAAUGUUGAGAAGAAGUCAAAUGACAGCGGCAGAAAACCCCCAGAAGGGGGUCAUGGGACAUUCCAAUUAUGCAUUAGAAAUGCCCCUAAUGGUCACAGCAGGGGGUGAGAGAUGAUAUAAACCAUGUGGAGUGGGGGAUGUUACAGCCCUAGUGCAGAUGCUCCCACCCAUCAUUGAUGGAGGGGCGGGUUGGCUGAGACAACUUGAUAAAGUGACAUCAGGCACACAGCUCGCCCUGGGGGAUUUUCGAGCCAUAGCUGGCCGGUGUAUGACAGUUACUGCGCUGGAGGAAAUCCAGGUACUGGCAGCUGUCAUCACUAGACCGGACUCCACACCCUUUUUCAGAGUGCAGGAGCAGAUUGGGAAUGCUGUGCGUCAACAAUAUCCAACCCCAAAUGCGGCUGCCAUUACAAAGUUGGAAUGGAAGCCUGAUCAAAACCCUAGAGAUUAUGUAGAGCAGGUGAAAGAGAAGUGGAUCCAGAACACAGGUUACAAUCCUUCUGCACGUGG